Menidia menidia (Atlantic silverside) is the source of this 3306-nucleotide messenger RNA. The record is from the annotation of a GenBank genome assembly. NCBI's taxonomy places the organism in Eukaryota, Metazoa, Chordata, Actinopteri, Atheriniformes, Atherinopsidae.
AUGUUUUCUUCGUCUGGUCUUUUUGCUGACAUAAAUUGUCCUUUUGCUCAACGAGAACUUUGUGAGCGGCCUUACUGUUUAUACAGACAUGCCACAGAAUCGUUGGAUACGUUCGGUGAUUUAUAUAAACCAUCGGUUGUGGACUUAACAGGGGAUCAGUAUGACGACCAAUACGAUGCCUGUGGAGGACCAGUGAUUGACGAGACAACAGACGACUGCCUCCAUGAGAUAGAGCGGAUCAACAAAGAGAUUGAAACUGUACGACACGAGGUAGAGCAGGAGCAAAGGCGGCUGUCUUGCUACCGGACCGUACAGGCAGACAGCGGGAACAGAGCAGCUGCGUCAAAUAAGGGGACCGGUGAUUCCCUUGGAAUAUCCUCUUACAAAGAACACAAACCCCAAAAGGAAACAAGGAAGUAUGUGGUAGACAACUCAAAGCCAAGGACUGAUUUAGAGUACGACCCCAUGUCCAACUUUUCUGCUGCUUUGCGCUCUUACAAAUCGUCGAGCAAGGAGCAGAAAGGGAAAAACCCAGACGAAAAACCUGUGCAUGUUCAUAAAAAGGAGCCAGACGCCUAUCUUGCCCCGAUUUCCCGGUCACCAUCUCCAGUGCUACUUGAUGACUCCACUGAAGAUGGCGACCUGAUUAUUGUUGCUGCAUCUCCUAAAAAAACAAGCACUCAGUCACAAAAACGUCUUGAUUCAGCGACAAGGAAAUCCCCACAGGAAACAGCAGGGGGGGUCAAAAUGCACCGGUCUAAAAACACUGUUAUGCUCAAUGUGACUUCUUCAUCUGAUCUGAAGGAUGAUGCAGAUGCUGUUUAUGAGUAUGUUAGAGUUGAAGGUGAUCAAUAUCUAGCCACUUGUGGUAAUGACAAACUAGAUGAAAGUGGGGCUCUUGAUGACAGCAUGGCUGGCUUAACUGGAUAUCUAGAAGAUCUUAAAAAGGCCUGUGAAAAAACUGCUUACCAGUUCAGUGAAGCAGAGAAAAUCCCGCAACCUGGAAAUGUUUCUUCCACUUCAGCUUGGUGCGAGCCGUCUAGUAGUGUUGAGAAAAGUAAGCAGGCUCUGACAGCGGAGCCUGACACUCGGAGCAGAGCCCAUAGCCUCUGGCCCACCGUUACAGGUGUGCAGUCCCCUGAGCAAAACGGGCGGAAGAUGGCAAAAGGAAAUGCAGGACAGAAGCAGGAGAAACCUAUCGUCAACCCAGUGGUAACUCUGGAGCAUGCUGAGGCACCUCCGGACAGAUUCCAGGUUUCAGACAACGUUUCAUCAUCUAUAAGCCCCUAUGAACCAUCUGACUUCAUUGAGCAGCUCCAUAAGGACGACAAUGAUCCAGUUAUAAUAAUCGACUCGAGCACUGAUGAGGAAGAUGAGCUUAACUACUCAGAAAUGGAGCUGUCUGAUAGUGACCCAAUGGAGGAAUGCUACAGGAUCUUCAUGGAGUCAAACAAUGAGAAUAAGGGACAUGAAGAGCCCUCGGAUGUGUCUGCAGGAUCUUCUACUGCUGUCCCCAAGUCCGAGGCAAUUGUGACACCACAAGCUUUACCUGGAAAGAAGAGGGUGGCCCAUGAAGGGAAACACGUGGAGCAGCCAUUGGCUAAAAGACAACCCCAGCCACAAAUUUUAAUUCCUCUCCGGCAACCAGCAGCUUCAGGACUUGGGUCAAGGCCCACCAUCUCAUCUAAGAUCCAACAGAGAGCCUCCAUGCUGACAGCUUCAGUUAAAGCUAGUCAGGCUUUUGUGUCUUCCACUUCUCAAAAAGGACCAGACACACAGGCUGCACCCUCUGCUUUUGCUCAAACCCCUGCUCCAGGCCAAAAUGCUUAUUUAAACCACAUUCCUGUGGGGACCGCAGUUAUAGAAGUGGGUAACAGCUUGCACUUGAUCCUCCCCCAUGGCAGCUUCCCUGUCACCUCCACAGCUGCCUCGGUGUUAACUCCAGUAAGUCAAGUGCAUCCAAGCCCUGUUCCAGUCAGGCAGACUCACCAUCCACCCACAGUAACGCCGCUGCCAAGAUACCGCUCAACAGCACCAGUGCUGAUUACUGCCCCGGCCCGGAGGCCGGCUCUGAGCUCUGCUUUUGCUUCCACAUCUUUACAUACGAUGCCCCCCACUAUUCCCCAGGCUCCGGCCCAGGCACCUGCUAAGUCAAUGCCUGUGAAACGUAAACUGAAGCAGCAGACCGAGGCAGCAAAAGACAAAGUUUCCCAUGAUGUGCGUCAGCGUUAUGUCAACAUGUUUACAGAGGAGUUUCUGAAAACCUCAGCUAAUGUGAAUGAUGCCUUUGAGAAGGCCCUGGCUGAGGAGAAGACUGUAUACAACCGCAGUGUGAACAAACUGAAAUAUCUGAGCGUUGCAGUGAAUGCACUCAAGAGGCUGAGGAAUCAAAGCGUUUCUGCAACAAAGAAUGAUGCAGUCUUGUAUAAAUGUUUGCAGGAUUAUGUUUUAUCUGAUGAAAAAAUAAUUGAGAGUAACUAUCCUGUGCAGCAUCCGGAGAAGCGUGCUUGUGCCGUUCUUUUUGCAGACAAGAAGGUGAAUGCAGACCCACUCAAGAGGAUAUGCUGUCGUUGCGGGGCUACAUAUUCUGUCAACCAAACGGGAAAGCAUAUCCGUAAGGAGGAGUGCAAUUACCAUUAUGGGAAAGGAGUUGAGAAAAGAGUGCCAGGUGGGGUGGAGACCCGCUAUAGCUGCUGUCAGGGUGUCAUGGGAGCACCUGGAUGCCAUGUGUUCAAGUUGCAUGUCCACGAUUCACUCAGUUUGGAUGGGUUCGUGUCUACUGCCCCCAGACGUCCUUCAGACAAAAGCUGUGCUGGUGUUUAUUCCCUUGCGUGUGAAAUGUGUUAUACCAUACAUGGUUUGGAGCUGUCCAGAGUGACGGUGGUCAGCUCAAAACUUGAAGUCAUUUACGACACUUUUGUCAAACCUGAUAAUGAGGUCAUCGACUAUAACUCCAGGUUUUCAGGCAUCAGUGAGGAGGACGUGAAAGGUAACCACACCUCCCUCAGAGAGGUCCAGAGGACAUUGUUGAGCUUCAUCAGUUCCAACACUAUUCUCGUUGGACAUGGCCUGGAAAUGGAUCUCUGUUUGCUUAAGUUGCUUCAUGGGCUGGUGGUGGAUACAUCGGUGGUCUUUCCCCAUCGUCUUGGCCUACCUCAUAAGCUGAGCCUUAACAACCUCACGGCCGAAUACCUCAGGAGGAUCAUCCAGGAGAGUGUUUGCGGCCACGACACAGCAGAAGAUGCAGCUGCCUGCAUGGAGCUUAUGCUGUGGAAACUCAAAGAGGAUGGAAAGCUGAAAAAAUGA